Messenger RNA from Aureobasidium vineae, 687 nucleotides. The record is from the annotation of a GenBank genome assembly. Lineage: Eukaryota; Fungi; Ascomycota; Dothideomycetes; Dothideales; Saccotheciaceae.
AUGCCUCAGACACCACAAAUGCAUCCGCUACCUCUGAAGGCAUCUGGCGAUCGAACGAGCAGUGCCAAGAGGCAGAUCUCUGGCAGCUCACCUAUUGGUACACCUACGCAGAACAAGAAGCCGAGAACCAGUCUUCAGCAGACGACUCCAGUGAAGACCUCGGGCGCCGAGCCCGCGACAAUGGAGCGCAAGGACGGCCUCCAGAACACCGCAGCCUGUCCAGCUACAUCGAUCGAGGAACCCACCAUUGAUACAUUUGUCUCCAAAACACUAGCCGCCUGGAAAGUCUGCAAAGGGAAUCCAGGCUCUCACCUCCAGAAAGAACUCAAUCGCGAAGUGCAGGCAUCCAAGCAACAUCUCGAUGCGGCCCAUACAUUUCUGAAGAAGAUGGAAAGACUCUCUGACGACCUCGAAGCCGCAAUUGCAAAUGCAGGAGGAUUGAACGAAGGCAAGCAUAAGCUCGUCAAGGACGGAUGGUACAUGACCUCGAAGCAGCAUGCCCAGCUGGCGUAUGAAGAAAACAACCGCUGCUCAAAGGCACAUGAGAAAGCCAUGAAGGACAGAGCAGAUGCCUUGACGCUGGAGAAUGGACUGAAGAAAAAGGUCGAAGACGUCAAGGAGGAGAGAAAGCAAUUGGAAAAGUUUGGCGAGUUCAUGUCUGUGUAUCCAUCAAGUACUGGCGCCUGA